AAUGAGGGGUCCCCAGUGACGCCACAUUCAGAGGGCACUGGGCUCCCAGUUGUCCUAGGGGCUGAUGAAACAUAGAAGAAGCAGGAAGUGGCUGGGAGCAGCCAGGGACAGGGUUCCCAUGGGAAUGAGAAGGGCACCUCCAGGAGGAUGCCCACAGGGGCACAGGUGGUGGGGGCUUGGCCUAAGGACCAGGUUGCCAAGUGGAGCACAUCCCCACAGUCCGCACCGGAGAACGGGAGCCCGACCUGGGGUACGGGUUGCUUCACCCCCGCGUGGACCUCCCCCUCAGCUGGGGUGCGGAGGCUCAGCAUGGGGGCCCAGUUGCCCCUAGUCCCCAAGCAGUAGCCCCCUCUGCCUCCAGGGUGGGCCUGGAGCAGGAGGGGGGCCUCUGCCCGGGGACCGGGCUCUCUGGGGCCGCCGUCGCGCCGCCCCCUCCCCGCACCGCAUACCUUGCCCACAGCCGAGCAGCUGGGAGGCUAUUUAUAAAGGCGGGUGAGAUCAGCGGCCGGCCGAGGCUAUAAAUUCGCAGGCCGCGGCCGGGCCCCACAGGAGCAGCCGCCCGGGGCACCGGAGCUGCGGGCUGCGUGGCCGGGAUGAGCGCCAGCACGGGCGGUGGUGGCGACAGCGGCGGCAGCGGCGGCAGUAGCAGCAGCUCACAGGCAUCCUGCGGGCCCGAGUCCUCGGGCUCCGAACUAGCCCUGGCCACACCGGUGCCUCAGAUGCUGCAGGGCCUUCUGGGCUCCGACGACGAGGAACAGGAAGACCCCAAGGACUACUGCAAGGGCGGCUACUACCCUGUGAAGAUCGGCGACCUGUUCAAUGGGCGGUACCACGUGGUGCGUAAACUGGGCUGGGGCCACUUCUCCACCGUCUGGCUCUGCUGGGACAUCCAGCGCAAGCGCUUUGUAGCCCUCAAAGUGGUGAAGAGUGCAGGGCAUUACACGGAGACAGCUGUGGAUGAGAUCAAGCUCCUGAAAUGUGUCCGGGACAGCGACCCCAGUGACCCCAAAAGAGAGACCAUUGUCCAACUCAUUGAUGACUUCAGGAUCUCAGGAGUCAAUGGAGUCCAUGUGUGCAUGGUGCUGGAGGUGCUGGGCCACCAGCUCCUCAAAUGGAUCAUCAAGUCCAACUACCAGGGCCUGCCCGUGCCCUGCGUGAAGAGCAUCGUGAGGCAGGUGCUGCACGGCCUGGACUACCUCCACACCAAGUGCAAGAUCAUCCACACGGACAUCAAGCCCGAGAACAUCUUGCUGUGUGUGGGGGACGCUUACAUCAGGCGCCUGGCUGCCGAGGCCACGGAGUGGCAACAGGCAGGGGCGCCGCCCCCCUCCCGCUCCAUAGUCAGCACUGCCCCCCAGGAGGUCUUGCAGACCGGUAAGCUGUCCAAAAACAAGAGGAAGAAGAUGAGGCGCAAACGGAAACAGCAGAAGCGGCUGCUGGAGGAGCGGCUGCGGGACCUGCAGAGGCUGGAGGCCAUGGAGGCUGCCACCCAGGCUGAGGACUCUGGCUUGAGACUAGACGGGGGCAGCGGCUCCACAUCCUCUUCAGGCUGCCACCCCGGGGGCGCCAGAGCAGGUCCCUCCCCAGCCUCUUCCUCCCCCGCCCCGGGGGGCGGCCGUAGCCUCAGCCCCGGCUCACAGACCUCAGGCUUCUCUGGCUCCCUCUUCUCUCCUGCCUCCUGCUCCAUCCUCUCCGGCUCGUCCAAUCAGCGAGAGACCGGGGGCCUCCUGUCGCCUAGCACACCAUUCGGUGCCUCGAACCUCCUGGUGAACCCCCUGGAGCCCCAAAAUGCAGAUAAGAUCAAGAUCAAGAUCGCAGACCUGGGCAACGCCUGCUGGGUGCACAAGCACUUCACGGAAGACAUCCAGACUCGGCAGUACCGGGCCGUCGAGGUGCUGAUCGGCGCCGAAUACGGCCCCCCGGCAGACAUCUGGAGCACAGCCUGCAUGGCCUUCGAGCUGGCCACUGGUGACUACCUGUUCGAGCCGCAUUCUGGAGAAGACUACAGUCGUGAUGAGGACCACAUCGCUCACAUAGUGGAGCUUCUGGGGGACAUCCCCCCAGCCUUCGCCCUCUCAGGCCGCUAUUCCCGGGAGUUCUUCAACCGGAGAGGAGAGCUGCGGCACAUCCACAAUCUCAAGCACUGGGGCCUGUACGAGGUACUCAUGGAAAAGUACGAGUGGCCCCUAGAACAGGCCACACAGUUCAGCGCCUUUCUGCUGCCCAUGAUGGAGUACAUCCCCGAAAAACGGGCCAGUGCCGCUGACUGCCUCCAGCACCCCUGGCUCAACCCCUAGGCCCGGCUAUGGCUCCACCUCCAGCUCUCUGUGCCUUAAGGGAAAAGCGGGACAGCUCCCACCACCCUGCUGGGCGCCAGUUCUCCACAACCACAGGGCAGAGAGACGCUGGAGCCAGGCCCGGCUCUCAGAGCGUGUUCUGCCUGAGACCCCCGUGAGGGCUCUCGGAGAAAGUGUGUGUAUUCCUUUCUUAAUAAAGUGUGGACUGAACAUCGGU
Molecule: messenger RNA, 2514 nt
Organism: Pan troglodytes (chimpanzee)
Lineage: Eukaryota; Metazoa; Chordata; Mammalia; Primates; Hominidae
Gene: SRPK3
Product: SRSF protein kinase 3
Exons: 15
Coding region: 594-2297 (567 amino acids)
Biological process (GO): regulation of mRNA processing; intracellular signal transduction; spliceosomal complex assembly
Cellular component (GO): nucleus; cytoplasm
Molecular function (GO): protein serine/threonine kinase activity; ATP binding
Source: RefSeq, a predicted model, not a curated record